This is a messenger RNA of Zalophus californianus (California sea lion), 4946 nucleotides long. It is a transcript of the gene ZC3HAV1L, whose product is annotated as zinc finger CCCH-type containing, antiviral 1 like. The record is from RefSeq and is a predicted model, not a curated record. Gene Ontology annotation, molecular function: metal ion binding. The transcript has 4 exons. Lineage: Eukaryota; Metazoa; Chordata; Mammalia; Carnivora; Otariidae. Bases 77 to 973 code for a protein of 298 amino acids.
GGGAGCUCGGGGCCGGAGUCGUGGACGUGACUGGGAGGAGUCGGCCCGCCUCAGGUUUCCGUGCUCGGCCGCGGCCAUGGCGGAGCCCACGGUGUGCUCCUUCCUCACCAAGGUGCUGUGCGCCAACGGCGGCCGCAUGUUCCUGCAGGACCUGCGCGGCAACGUGGAGCUGUCGGAGGCCCGGCUCCGGGACGUGCUGCGCCAGGCCGGGCCCGACCGCUUCCUGCUGCAGGAGGUGGAGACGAGGGAGGGCCUCUGGGACGCCGAGGCCGAGGUGGCGGCCGGCGCGGGCGGCGGCGGCGGCCCCUGCGCCUGGCGGGUGGUGGCCGUGUCCUCCGCGCGCCUCUGCGCCCGCUACCAGCGCGGCGAGUGCCAGGCCUGCGACCAGCUGCACCUCUGCCGCCGCCACAUGCUGGGCAAGUGUCCGAACCGCGACUGCUGGUCUACCUGCACCCUUUCCCAUGACAUCCACACGCCUGUCAACAUCCAAGUACUGAAAAACCAUGGGCUUUUUGGCCUCAAUGAGGCCCAGCUUCGGAUCCUGCUUUUACAGAAUGACCCGUGCCUUUUACCAGAGGUCUGUUUGCUGUACAACAAAGGUGAAGCACCGUACGGCUACUGCAACCUCAAGGAUAAAUGCAACAAGUUUCAUGUGUGCAAAUCCUUUGUCAGAGGGGAAUGCAGGCUUCAGAAAUGCAAACGGUCCCAUCAGCUCAUUCAUGCUACAGCCCUGAAGCUGCUGCAGGACCAGGGACUGAAUAUUCCAAGUGUCGUUAAUUUUCAGAUCAUCUCUACCUACAAGCACAUGAAGCUGCACAAGAUGCUCGAAAAUCAAGAUAAUGCAGCUUCUUCUGCUGAGUGUUCCCAGGGCCCCGAGAAAGCAGGAGUACACGUGGCUGGUGCUGCAGAGGUCAGUCCUGUGGCUUCCGUGCCUGCUCAGUCAGUCAAGAAGCCACAUGCAGCUAAACCGUAAAGGACGUCCGUGAAAUAAGAUGCUUGUCCAGUUGGAAGGUCCGAAAACAAAGCUUCUGUUGAGCUUUAUUUGUAAGUUCCUUCAUGUAAUCACUUAUCAGUAACGGUCAUGGUAAUACCUACCUCACAUGUUGUAAAAAUUAAAGAAGACGGAGAAGGGGAGAACAUCGGGUUGGGAGGAUAACAUUGAGGAUGGGUGGUUGGGGAUGUGGUGGGACAUUGAGCAGGCAGAGAGGGGAGAGCGUGAGUGUGGUUUGGGUCAGUCCGGGGCAAACUCUGAAGACGGCAGGUUCUGCCUGUAGUCCUGACCUCUCCCCCAGGCUGAUGGGAGCUCCGAGAGGGGCAGGUUUGGGCUGACUUGCUCUGUGACCCAGCCAGUGUUUUUCUACACGGUUUACGUCGUGGUCGUUAGAGACUAUGGACACUUUGUACUCUUGUUUUUUCUUCAUGUUUCAUAAGCAUCCUUCCCUGUUCACAUUUUAUCAGGUAUAAUCAUUUUUAUGCACAGAUACGCUAACAUAUAAUCAUUUACUUAACGACUUCCCUUAUUCUGGAUAUUUCAGUUCUUUCUAACAAAUUUUGAAUAGAACCCUUUUCUUAAAAUCCUCACAAUAUUGAAUUUUUAAAUUUCUUCUUUUGCUCAGCUUGGUGCUAAAUGAUACUGUUUUUUUGAUUUGCAUUUCUUUAAAUAUAUGCAAGUGAAUAUUUUUCUGUGUGUGUGCUUUCUGUAUGUUUGUGUGUGUGUGUGUGCAUUUUGUGCCUGCCCUCCUGGGGCCCUCCUCCGUGCUGAUGUGGGAUGGCCUUUAAUUAGGUUACUUAAUUUUCCUAAAAGGGUAUCAAUCGUACCACGCUCAUAUGAUAUCCAACUCUCAUGGAUCCAUCCUCAGCCGGUACCACAGAGUUUAUAACUGUUGAGUGCUCACCAAAGAUUUCUACCUCACUGUGUCUACUCUGCAUUUCUUAUUAAAUUUUUCGCCAAAGCCCCCAUUGCUAUAGGGUCGUUCAUCCGUUCCUCAAAGUUGUAUCCAUUCUUUCUGUGGAUCUGGAGGGACCAUCAGAAACCUAUAUACCUCGUCUGUUUUGUGUUGACUUUCCUCCCUUCUCCUGUCCGUACCACCAUCCAGUUACACUUAGAUGUUUGGUUUUUUGUUUUCAUCAGAGGGUACCACAGAGAAGCUGCGUUAUGACAUCUUUUUCCGUGUUUGCUUUUCUGAUAUCCCCAAAUGUUGAUGUCUAAAGCGUUGUUGUGUUUUUUUUAAAUUUUAACUUCCCUGCAAUAACAUAGUAUUUGAGAAAUAGGGACAAGGGAAUGAGUUUUUCAUAAAGCUGAAUUAAUUUCGUGUAGAACCAUGUUUUAUCCUGAAAUGCUGUCUUCUCUAUGGGGGGGAGGUGUGCCAAAAUAUCCUUUUCAAAGGGAGAAAUUGCUGUGUUUUCUCCUAAUGGACAGGAAGAGUCAUGCUACUUCUGUGAAUCUUUUCACUUUGGUUGUCCACAACAGUAUUUCUGAAGGCCCUUCUGUUCGGCAUACCUUGUUUCCUUUUUCCUAGUUCUGAUUUCUCCUGGUGCUAAUUAAAAAAAAAAAAAAUUAUUUUUACAUUGUAUUAUUAUUUACAUUUUAUCCCUUUCCUAUGUGUAUUUUUACUGUAGGCCAUCUUACAUUCUUAAUGGGAACAGUGUAGGGUGCACACGUAUAUCCUGGACAUUAAGAGACUUGGUAGACUUUUACAGAAUUGUGUUAUUUUCAUAUAUCUUCUAAGUAUGCUUUUAUAUGCAUCAAAAUGACCCUCUGUAAUCUUUGUUGCAAUAUUUUAUUCCAUUCUAUAAUAUUCCAUUUAAAGCUUAGCUCUGUUAGUAUCCAUUCUGUAAAGAUAUUUUAUAUACUCCUACUUGACCCUCAUUUUCAUCUCAUGAUUAGAACUGGAGGUGAGUUUUCUUUGGUCAUUUAUCAAGGCUUUCAGGGGACGCUGCACAUCUGUAGGCUCCACAAACCCAACAUACCCUCAGUGAAAUGAUGAACUUUCCUAUAGACUUGUUCCUCCUUUGGUUUCUUUAUUUUGGAGUGUCACCUCCUACUGACUUAAAACGAAACCCUGCAAAUUGCCCCAUCCUCUUUUUCCUGGUUCCUGGUGCCAAACUCAUUAUCUAGUGUUGGCCAUUAGUUUCCCUUCGGAAAUCUCAAAUUUGUAUCCUUCCCUGCCCCUUUCUUUCCAUCCCGGACACACUGCCUUCUUUCUAAUCCUCCUCACCUCUUGCGUGAAUUGCACAGAUGGGGGAUUCACUGGUUUUCCAGUCCUGUCUCGUGAGAGUAUUUUUUAUAGGAGGGUCUGGGUGGCCCCCUGCCCUCCUUCAGUGAUGGCAGGCCCGUUUUAAAUUUUUUGUAAAGUGCGCUUUUGAUGGAUUUCACUGAUCUCCUUAACCACCCUGUACCCCCCUGCCUUCCGUCCUGUGUCUGGCUGAUCUUUUGAAAUGCAGACCUAAUCACAUUGCUUUGGUCUGCUGUAACCUUCAUUGGUACCCAUAAUGCAAGGUAGGACUCAUAAACUCAGGUGCCUUCUUGGAUGAGAUAGGGGAGCUGAGUGGAUGAUGUGAGCUGGAUGUAGGAGAAACGGGAGGAAAAAGGAAGUGUCAUAGAAAGUUGUCCCAUCUGAGUGGGGCACCUGCCUUUUGUGCCCACGUAGGGAUGUGGGCCCAUUUUGUCGUGUUCUCCAGUUAGUCGAAAGAAGCCAGAUCCAGAUUUUAUGAUAAAAUUUCAGAUUUUUAAAUACUGGCUUUUUGACUGAGUUUUAAAAAUGCAGACCAAUAUUGUGUGUACUGACCUAUUUGCAAUCUUUGGAAUGUGCCAUUUUAUUUUAUGAUUCUCUGUGCUACAUGAUGUUCCCAUUAAAUGCUACGCCUUCCCUCUUCCUGCCUCAAAACCUGGCAAAAUCAGAUUCUUUAAAAUGCUAGGCUAAUCUUUUCUGACCCCAAGAAGGGCAGUUCUCUUAGUGUUCUCAAAGUUCUUGCAUAGCACUUAAUUUGCCAUGCUUUCUGCUUUUAUUCCCUAACUUUGAGCAAAAACAAAACCAUUAUUUCUUCUUUUUGGACAAGUCUCCAAAAAAGAAGAAUUUUUUGUCAUAUAACGAAUCAAACUCUGUGUUUGAAUCCAUGGAAUCAGUAUCAUAUUGGUCUUUACUGUUCUUUUUUCUCUCCAUAUAUAUUUUUCAUUUUCAAAAAGUCUUUUUCCCUUAAAGAGUGUGUUAUUUAAGGUAAACAUCUUUUUGGUGCUUCAGUUUGAAUCAUCUAGGUCUGAAAUUAACUGUUUAAGACUUAUGCUCAUGAUACUGAUCUUUCCAUCAAGGAAUUAAGUCUUUUCAUUGCUGAUGGGUUCCUUGAUUUCUUUCCUUAUAAUCUGUUCUUAUUUUUGUCUAGCCUUAUAUAUCCCUUAUUACAUUGAUUUUUUUUUUUUCUUGGCUACACACAUCUGUAUUGCUAUCCGUAUGGGAAUCUCCAUCUUUAGAAUGCUAUUGAUUUUUAAAAUAUUUGUCUUUUGUUGAAUUACCUUUGUCCUAACAGUGUUAGAAGGUCUGUUUGUUUCUUCUAAAUAUAAAAUAAUAGCUGCAAAAAGAUUUGCCUUUUCUUAUGUAUUUCUAUUUUGUUUUGUGUUAAAUAAAAUUGUGGUGAAAAGAUAUUUUUUAUAUUUCUCCAUUAAAUAGGAAGUUAAUUGUUGGUUUUAAACAAAUGUUCUCUAUUUAAUAAGGGAAAUUACAUUUAUUGUUUGUUAGAAGCUUUUAGUAAGAAUUGGUUUCUUUUGUAUAAUCAUGUAAUUUUUAUCACUUAAAUCACUUAAUAUGAUUAUAUUACUAUAUUAAAACAUUCUUAAAUUCUGAGUAACUCUACUUGAUUAUGCCAUAUGCUCUUUCAAUGUAUUGCUUUUCCCUUUUUUGGUCAUUUUUAUAAUUAUAUACAUCUAUACAUUCAUAAAUAAAAUUCAUUUA